ACAAACCGCAAAACAAAUACCAGGUGAAGAUUACCCAGAAGAAACAAGCAAAAGAAGCCAUCAUCAUGUAUUUCCAACCUCCUCCAGGUUACCAGCCCAUCUACAACCCUAUUGCCCCAUAUACGGGACCCAUCUACGGUGGUUUGAAGCUGGGGAUGUCUCUGUGCAUCCAGGGAACAGUUCUCAAUGGUGCCACUGGGUUCGCCAUCAACCUGCAGACUGGGCUAGUAGGAGUCCCUGACAUUGCUUUGCACUUCAACCCCCGAUUCACGCCCAGUGAAACUGUGAUGAACAUCAAAAAGGGUGGCAAUUGGCAAACUCCCGAGACACCUUCUGGGACGCCCUUCCGUGAGGGGGAGAGCUUUCAGCUGCUCUUUAUCGUCAUCUCAGAGGGCUACCAGAUCAAAGUUAACGGUAGUGACUAUUACCUGUUCAAGCACCGUAUGCCUGUGGAGCGAGUGAGUGCCCUCUCCAUUACUGCAGAUGUCUCUGUGCACGUGAUCAACAUCAUCGGGGGAGGGAUUGGACACAUCCUGGGAUAUCCAGGUCUAGGACAGGCGGUGAGCAUCCCUUACGCGGUGCCCAUCUACGGUGGUUUGAGGACGGGGAUGUCUGUCCACAUUCAGGGAGCGAUUCCCUGUGACGUCACCAGGUUCCACGUCAGCCUGCAGUCUGCGGAGGCAAAAUGCAGUGACAAGGCCUUAUACAUCAACCCCCGGUUCAACCCAAAGGAGUUUGUGGUUUUCAACACCUUUAAGAAUAGGAAAUUCCAGGAGCAGGAGAGGGUCACUGAUAUGCCCUUCAUUCUGGGGGAGAGCUUUGAGCUGGUCAUCAUUGUCACCGGGCAGGGCUACCAGGUGAACGUAAACAGUCGUAAGUUCUACAUGUUCAAGCAUCGCAUGCCGUCAACGAGAGUGCUGGCCCUGGGGAUCGGUGGGGACGUGUUUGUGGAGUCCGUCAACAUCAUGGGGGGAGGACCCGGAGCUAUACAGGCAUGGCCAGGUCCAGGAUACAUCGGGGCUGGCUCAUAUACGCAGCCCAUCCCUGGUGGUUUGAAGGCGGGAAUGUCUCUGUACGUGCGGGGAACCAUUCCCUCUGAAGACAUCAACAGUUUUCACAUAAACCUGGAGGGUGGGGGUGAUCUUGCCGUUCACUUCAACCCCCGAUUCAGCGGCUGGAGAGGUGUGGUGUUCAACACCUGCGACAAUGGCCAAUGGCAAGCGGAGGAGAAGGUCAAUGCGAUGUCCUUCCGUAAGGGGGAGAGCUUUGAGCUGGUCUUCAAUGUCACCUCAGAGGGCUACCAGGUGAACGUUGAUGGUCGUGAGCUCCACAUGUACAAGCACCGCGUACCACUGGAGCAGGUGACUGACCUGGUCAUUGGUGGGGAUGUCCUUGUGCAGACCAUCAACAUCAUCAGGGGUGAACGGAUCUAUCCCGGUCCAGGAGAUGUGAGCAGCACCCCACUUUCCCAGGCCAUCGAUGGCGGUUUGAAGCCGGGAACAUCUCUGAACUUCCAAGGAACGGUUCACAGUAACAUCAACAGGUUCCACAUAAACCUGGAGGCGGGCAAAGAUGUAGCCAUGCACUUCAAAGUCAAUUUCCAACAAGCUGAGAUGGUGAUAUUCAACAAUCUUGAGAAGGGCACUUGGGGUACGGAGGAGAGGGUCACUGAGAUGCCCUUCCGGAAGGGAGAGGACUUUCUGCUGUUCUUCAGUGUCACCUCAGAAGGCUACCAGGUGAUCGUUAACGGUUGUAAGUUCUGCACUUUCAAGCACCGCGUGCCGGUGGACCGUGUGACCUCCCUGUCGGUCGGUGGGAACGUCUCUGUGCAAUCCAUCACCAUCAAUAGGGAUCAAGAGGUCAUACCAGGGUAUCCACGUCCAGAAUCUGAACAAGGACUCAUACAGGAGUACCCAGGUCCAGGAGAUGUGAGCACCACCCCAUUUCCCAAGGCUAUCGAUGGAGGUUUGAAGCCAGGAAUGUCUCUGUAUUUCGAAGGAAUGGUACACAGUGAGGUCAACGGGUUCCACAUAAACCUGGAGGCGGGGAGUGAUAUAGCCAUGCACUUCAGAGUGUAUUUCCAACAACCUGAGCUGGUGGUAUUCAACAACCUUGAGAAGGGCAACUGGGGUAAGGAGGAGAGGGUCACUGAGAUGCCCUUCCGGAAGGGAGAGAACUUUCAGCUGCUCUUCAAUGUCACCUCAGACGGCUAUCAGGUGAUUGUUAACAGUUGUGCGUUCUACGUGUAUAAGCACCGCAUACCGGUAGAUCGUGUGAUCUCCCUGUUGAUUAGUGGGAAAGUCUCCGUGAAGACCAUCAGCAUUAUCAAGGCACAAAGAAUCAUACAGGAGUACCCAGGUCCAGGAGACGUGAAGAGCACCCCAUUUUCCAAGGCCAUCGAUGGUGGUUUGAAGCCGGGAACGUCUCUUUACUUCCAAGGAAAGGUUCACAGUGAGAUCAACAGGUUCCACAUAAACCUGGAGGCUGGGAGUGAUAUUGCCAUGCACUUCAAAGUCAAUUUCAUAUAUACUGAGCUUUUGGCAUUCAACACCCUCCUGAAUCGUGGAUGGCAAAUCGAGGAGAAGCUCGACCAGAUGCCCUUUCGUAAGGGCCAGGACUUUGACCUACUCAUCAGUGCCACCUUAAAGGGCUACCAGGUGAUCGUUAACGGUUGUAUGAUCCACAUGUACAAGCACCGCAUACCGCUGGAUCGUGUGACCUCCCUGUUAGUCGGUGGAGAUGUCUCCGUGAAGUCCAUCGCCAUCAUUAAGGGCAGUACAGGCGAUGAGGUAGGAGGAGGAUCAUGGUACAAUUGGAGAUUCCUGCCGAUGAUGGGUAAACAACCAAUCUACAAACCACCCAUUCCCUACACCAGGAUGAUCCCAGGAGGAUUGACUCCAAAUAAGACCAUUGCUUUCAGUGGCAGAGUGCUACCUGAUGCCGACAGGAUUGUUUUUAACUUCAAAGUGAGCAGCAGUGGGGACAUCGUCUUGCAUUUUAACCCGCGGCUGAACGAGGGGUCAGUGGUGCGGAACAGCUACCUGCGUGGGACAUGGGGGGCCGAGGAGAGAGAUGUCAAGUUCAACCCCUUCCGGCAGGGGCGGUACUUUGAGAUCUUGAUUCGCUGUGAGACGCAGAAGCUUAUGUUUUUUGGAAACGGGAAGCACAUGUUCGACUUUUACCACCGGUUCCAGCCAUUCACUAAGAUUGACGCCCUGCACAUCAGUGGGGGCGUGCAGCUGUCCCACAUACUUAUGUGAGGCUUGCUGUUCUGAUGUCACUGCUCUGAUCUCACUGUUAUGAUGCCACUGCUCUGAUGCCCUGACCUGAUGUCACUGCUCUGAUGUCGCUGUUCUGAUACUCUGCUCUGAUGUCACUGCUGUGAUCCCCUGCUUUGAAGCCCCCUCACAUCCCAGCUUUUAGUGCUACACGCCCACUCCAGAGUCUUCAGCUCCCAUUCUCAUUUCUCUGCCUUCCUCUCUUUAAGGCUGUUUGUUUACUGGUGUUAGGAGCUGCGUUUCACAAAGUCAGUUAAUAAACACUAUCACGCAUUCUAAA
Molecule: messenger RNA, 3558 nt
Organism: Anguilla anguilla (European eel)
Lineage: Eukaryota; Metazoa; Chordata; Actinopteri; Anguilliformes; Anguillidae
Exons: 31
Coding region: 66-3260 (1064 amino acids)
Molecular function (GO): carbohydrate binding
Source: RefSeq, a predicted model, not a curated record